CCCUCAAACAACAAACAACCAUCCAGAAUGCUCCGAUACUUGCGAAUUCCUCAGGCUGAUCCUAACCCCAUUCCUCUGGCUGGUUCACCAUGGCCUAUUAUUCUCAUUUUGAUGGCUUAUCUGCUGUUUGUCUUGAAGCUGGGCAAGGUCUUUAUGAGGAAUCGGAAACCUUAUGAUUUGAGAACUGUCUUGAGGGUCUAUAAUAUAUUUCAGGUUCUCUACAAUGGCGUAUACUUUGGAAUGGUCUUCUACUACGUUUUCCUCAAGGCCGUUUGCAACAUACACUGCAUUGAGAGUUUUCCUCAAGACCAUGAAUACAAACAGCCAGAACGACUGUUGCAUACCGCUUACCUUUUGAACAAGGUGCUCGACCUGAUGGAUACUGUGUUUUUUGUGCUAAGAAAGAGCUAUAAGCAAAUCACGUUCCUGCAUAUAUAUCACCACGUGUUCAUGUCGCUCGGAAGUUACCUUCUCACCAGAUAUUAUGGAACUGGAGGUCACUUUAUUGCCGUUGGAUUACUUAACUCCCUGGUGCACACCAUCAUGUAUUUCUACUACUUUAUAUCUGCGGAAUAUCCCCAACUAAGGCACAACAUCUGGUGGAAGAAGUACCUAACCCUGACACAGAUCAGCCAGUUUUUCGUUCUGAUGAGUUACGCCUUUUACGUGCGUUUCCUCUCACCGAACUGCGGGGUUCCCCAUGGCAUCCUCCAUCUGAAUAUGCUGCAAGGUGCGGGCUUUAUCUAUAUGUUUGGAAAGUUCUAUGUCCGGAAUUAUCUGAGUCCAGCGAAGGCAAAGCCCUCGUAGACUUCAUAUAGAAUUUACCCUGUCCCUUGGACCCAUCGAACAGAUAUGCAUAUUUGCAUUCAAUUAGUCCAUUUAUGCACUUGUGUAAGCCAGCACUCACUCCUCGCCGAAGCUAUAUCUUUACUUAAUCAGAUAAUAAAGUGGUAUUGUCUUGAA
Molecule: messenger RNA, 963 nt
Organism: Drosophila eugracilis
Lineage: Eukaryota; Metazoa; Arthropoda; Insecta; Diptera; Drosophilidae
Product: elongation of very long chain fatty acids protein F
Exons: 3
Coding region: 28-807 (259 amino acids)
Biological process (GO): very long-chain fatty acid biosynthetic process; fatty acid elongation, saturated fatty acid; sphingolipid biosynthetic process
Cellular component (GO): endoplasmic reticulum membrane
Molecular function (GO): fatty acid elongase activity
Source: RefSeq, a predicted model, not a curated record